Molecule: messenger RNA, 3810 nt
Organism: Cygnus atratus (black swan)
Lineage: Eukaryota; Metazoa; Chordata; Aves; Anseriformes; Anatidae
Gene: FAXDC2
Product: fatty acid hydroxylase domain containing 2
Exons: 9
Coding region: 313-1314 (333 amino acids)
Biological process (GO): sterol biosynthetic process
Molecular function (GO): C-4 methylsterol oxidase activity; iron ion binding
Source: RefSeq, a predicted model, not a curated record
CUGUUUAACAUUAGUAGUAAGCAGUUCGGUUGUCUGGGCUCAACUUUUUCUGUCCAUGAGUAAGCAGAACCCAAGCAGGAAGAAAGUGUCCAAUUUUUCUGUCUCCUGCCCAUUGACCUGCACACUAACAUGGUGUAGGGAAACAAAGCUGGAAAUGCUUGUAAAUAAACAGAGUUGCAUUUGGAAGAGUGUACCCAGAAAGCUAUCGCUUUGCCUCUCCACUCCUAUGAUGGUUUCUUUUUGGCAGUGCAUUCCCCCUUUCUGACAAGCUGCAAGAGGAGUACUCCCAGGAGGCCUGCUAUCAUCAUAAAGAUGGAGAGAGACUCUGGAUACUCCACCACGGCUGCACAGCAGAAACAGGAAGAGAAGCUCCGGGAUGCCGUGAAGACCUCUGCCAUGGUCCUUGGUACAGGCCUGCUCAUAUUCACUGCCUUCAUGAACUCUGCUUCUUGGUGCCUACAGAAGAUCUGGGAGACUUCAGGCAAUUUCUGGCAAACAGCAUGGCUAAAGCUUUACAACCUGUUUGAGGGAAGGGAAUGGUCACUCUUCCUCUUUGGGGCUGCGAUGGUUCCUAGCCUUGCUUUCUGGUGCUUCAAUGGAAUCCUUAUGGUGGCUGAUGUAACAGGAAAGCCAACUUUCAUUACUCGGUAUCGCAUUCAGCUGGGCAAGAAUGAUCCUGUGGACAUAAAAAAAUUGCGACAAGCCAUCUACACAGCACUGUUUAAUCAGUUCUUUAUCUCCUUGCCCAUGCUUGUGCCCAUGUUCUAUGUCAUGAAAUGGUGGGGCAACACCUUCAGCAAGGAAUUACCCACCUUCCAGUGGUUUCUUGUUGAGCUGAGCAUCUUUACCAUAACUGAGGAAAUUCUCUUCUAUUAUUCACACAGGCUUGUUCAUCUCCCCCUCCUGUACAAGCACAUUCACAAGAAGCACCACGAAUGGACAGCCCCCAUUGGCGUGGUCUCCAUUUAUGCUCACCCAUUAGAGCACAUACUCUCCAACACCUUGCCUGUCAUGACUGGCCCGAUGAUCAUGGGGUCUCACAUUGUUUCAAUCGCAGCGUGGUUCUCCCUUGCUCUUGUAACAACCAGCAUUUCGCACUGCGGCUACCACCUGCCCUUCCUGCCGUCGCCGGAGUUCCACGACUUCCACCACCUCAAGUUCAACCAGUGUUACGGAGUCCUGGGAGUACUGGAUUAUCUGCAUGGAACAGACACGGUGUUCAGACAAACCAAAGCCUACGAGAGGCACAGGGUCCUCCUCAGCCUCACACCUCUCUCAGAAAGCAUCCCGGAGACACCCAAGAGGGCAGAGUGACCUCCAACCCUGCAGCCUGCAUUCUUGCAGAGCCCAGUGACAAGGAGAGCUAGAGACAAUUUAUGCCAAAUAGUACCUUAACUGGGAAACAAGUCACUGGUCACGAGUAACAGUUCCCAAAACUGAACUGCAACAUGCCACUUGAGAUGACCGCAGUCACCGCCAGUUAUUUUCUACUUAAGGUGUGAAAAAACUGCUCUAGAAAGCUAUUUUUAAACUUGUAUUGUUUCUUGGUUCUAGCCGCCUGCACAUAAGCCACACAGUUUUGGGGGUUACUGAAUCCUCAUUAAGGUUAUAAUAGAUCACAUUUUGGCCUCUUUCAGCAGCAUUCGAUAGACAUACCAGCAAGAUCGCUACGACUACAUACUAUAGGAAUUAGAACCACUGUUCUUCUGACACUUAACUUUACCCAACCUCAGGCAGCCUUGGGUGUGGGAUGAUUUGUCCUGCAACCCCAUAAAAAGUCAGUGAAGCCACGGCUUUAGAAACGUUCCCUUACACACACAACACAGGCCUGAUUUGCCCUCAGCAGUUUUUCAUUAUGCAAUUUUAAGUACAUCUGAGGUUGGGGCUGUCUCGUCCUCGUGGCCACUCCACAAACCAACACAAACAGCACUCACACCUUUAUGCAGAUCCGCAAGUACUUAUACAAUAAAAACCAAGACAUGCUGCACUUUUUUUUGUAGAGCUGACCUGCUCUGCACUUACCUGCUGUCAGCCCCUGGAAGCCAACUCUCUUCCUCCACCCUCCUCCAGUUCCUUCAACCGUACCUGCAUCGACCCAGCCCAUCCGUACAACCCACAGCCCUCUGGGGAGGGCACAUCAGUUAGCAGAACAGACAACCCAGACUGCACUGUCUUUUGAAGUUUUUAUUUUUAUACAUUUUUUUUUGUAUUAAAAAGGAAAAAGCAUAAUUACCACAAAUUACAAAGGACUAAAGCAUUACUAGAAUAAUGAAUCACAUCAGCCUAGAAAGCAGAUACUCUGAAUAAUAUUAAUGUUAUAAUACAAGCUCUCAUUCAAGUAUUUUACAUUUGUCUCUUUUCCUUUUAUAUGUGAUGAUGAUCCUAGCACAUGGGUCAAAGAUUAUGUACUAUCGACAGAAGAUGGAUCAUGUACAGCGGGCCAUAUUAACAAGAUUUUCCUCCCAAGUGAUAAAUGGUCUGUGAUGAGUCAUUUUAAGUUUGUCUCUACGAUAAAUGCAGCUGAAGAAGGUUGCACACACUUUCUAGUUUUGGGAACAGAAGGCUGAGGUUGGGACACACACAGUUUGAGAAGGGCCAGCACAUCGAACCAUCACCCCUGUUGCUCCAGGCGAGCUACCGAAGGCCGAGCUCUAACCCACACCACCCGAGCAGCUCGGAGCACACCGGCACCAGCGCUUGCUUCCGAGUCACAGAUCUGAGGAUUUCCAACCCCAACGGGAACGGGCCAGGCUGGGAGAGGAAGGGGGGAGCGGGGCUGGCUGCUGUCCCUGCAGGCACCCGAAGCUCGGGGGGACCAAGGGCUGCCAAACCCCAUCCCAGCAUGGGUGUCGCCGUCCCCAGCCAGCCCACGUGCGGGGCUGAUGAGGUGGAGAUGGGGACAGGAGAGGGAGCCAGAGGGACAGCACGGGGGACUCUGGGGUUAGCCCGAGCACUGCAAGGGGGUGGCUGGCACCCAGGCCGGUCCACGCUCUUCUGGAGCUUCCCACCGAGGGGAUGUGCUUGUCACAGAUACAUCGGUCCUAUGUUCAAGUGUCUGCAGAAAGUGAAACUGUAAACUACUCAUUGAAACACUGCCCUCCAUCCAUCCACCCACUCCACGCCACUGAGAUGAAAAUUUUCAUUUAGAGGAAAAAAAAUAAGUCAGUGAGGCAUUUAACAUCAAGUGUAGCAACCCUCUCUUAAGAAGAGCCUAGCAUCCAUUUCAAAACAGUGACAAAGUGACAUAACCAGUCUCAGAGGAGAGACAGGAGAAAAGAAGCAUUGCAAACACAGCUUGCUACAUUUACAGUUUUCCUUUUUUUUUUUUCUUUUUUUCUUGUUUUUUUCCUUUUGUUAAAAUAACUGGAAAGGCAUUAACAGCUAAAAGGCCCCCUCUCCACGCCACGACGCUGAGCGCGCAGACACGUGGCAGGACACCGAGGUUAACGCCUCAUCCCGUACAGUACAGGCGACCAGGCCGAAGCAAAACGAGCAGUUGCCAAAACUCAAGGGAGCCCAGGGGCUGCAGUGAAAGGCUGCCGACGGGGAGGGGUCCGAGGGACACAGCAGGGAGAGGGGCAGACAAGCAAAUGGAGCAGCAGCAUUAUUAUUAUUUUUUUUUUUUCCUUUUUCAAAUGAGCGUGGCUAAGCAACAAAGCCUCCUCUGAAACACACCAUCCACCUCCACCACUGACCCGCGCCAGAGGCCUGGACCUGUCCCAGGUGCCUGUGCCCCAAAGGGGGGCAGAUAUACAGGACCUUGGCGAGGAGAGGGCUCGCACAGCAGCCGGGGGGAGACAGGACACGCUC